This is a messenger RNA of Xyrauchen texanus (razorback sucker), 1441 nucleotides long. It is a transcript of the gene rasd2b, whose product is annotated as RASD family member 2b. The record is from RefSeq and is a predicted model, not a curated record. The transcript has 2 exons. Gene Ontology annotation, molecular function: GTP binding; GTPase activity. Lineage: Eukaryota; Metazoa; Chordata; Actinopteri; Cypriniformes; Catostomidae. Bases 41 to 1174 code for a protein of 377 amino acids.
UAACACUUAUUUAUAAUAAAUAUAUCCCACAUAUGUCCUCAUGUGUCCCGUCAUGGAGCUGGAUCAGAGCACGAAUGCCGCAGCCUUGAUCAAACACCAGAGUCACGUUCUCGCCAGUGCCAGCUCACCCGGCGUCCUGCUUGCGUACAAAAGCGCGACGCAAAGACUCGGCGCCAUCGGGCUCAAAGUCAGCACACUCUCCAGAGCAGGAAUGGGCAUCCUGAAGUUGGCCACGACGCAGCUCAAGCACCAGGAAAAGAAAGCCAGGGUGGUGCGUGCGUCCAGUUUGGGCAAGCCGCAUCCGACCAUCGACAGCAGUCAGUGUAAGAAAUCUCCAAUGGACCAGCUGGCAGCGUUGGUCUUGCACGGACACACGGGUCUCCAGCAUAUGUGGAAGGAGCUCCCGUGCGGCACCAAGCCGCAGAACUGCAGGCGCAUCGUGGUGCUCGGCGCGCCGCGGGUCGGCAAGACCUCCAUUCUGCGACGAUUUCUCCGGGACGACUUUGAAGAGCAAUACGAGCCCACGUGUGAAGACUUUCACAGGAAAUUUUACCACAUUCGCGGAGAAACUUACCAGAUAGACAUCCUGGACGCGUCCGGGGAGAGGAGCUUCCCUGCAAAGAGGCGACUGUCCAUUCUAACCGGUGAUAUUUUUCUGCUCGUCUUCAGUCUGGACGACCGCAGUUCGUUUGAGGAGGUGCGCGCUCUGCACGCCGAGAUUCUGGCGGCCAAAUCAGCAUUGCACAGAUCAAAGCAGAAAGUCUGCGUGCCCACGGUGAUCUGCGCGAACAAAGUAGACUUGCCCUCCGAACAGCACGCGGUGUCACGGACAGAAGUGUCCCGUGCGUUCGGGAACGGCAGCGCUUUGUUCGAGACCUCCGCCAAGGACAGUGUGAAUCUGGAGCAGGUGUUUGAAGCGCUGGCGGAGCGCGGCGGACUACCUUUGGAGACCGGACCCUCACAGCACCGGAAAGUGUCCAUCAGGUCGUACCAGGCGCUCCGGGCGGCUCGGCUGGCGGAGAAAGGGAGCAAGUCGUCGGUGCGCGACACUCCGUGCGGCGCGCUCUAUCCACUUGCCCGCAGACCGAGUUUCAGCACGGACCUGCAGCUGGUUCUAGGUACUAAAGGCAAUAAAAAGCAGAGCAAAACACUGGACAAGUGUCAGAUACAGUGAAGAGAAAGACAACCGCUUUUAUUUAAAGCAAAAACCAAAACAGAAAACCGAACAGCACUUGACAUACAACCCAUAAUUUUCACAGAUCUGUUGAUAUUAUAAACUUCAGUCAGUGAAGACGGCAUUUUUAAUUAGGCGGGAACAAUUUCGCGCCUCCGAGGAAUACAGUACCGUCCAAAUAUGUCGCAUUUUCUCAUUUGCACAACCUUAUUUUCCACAACCGAUUAUUUCUGAUGGUUUCUGUCCCCUAAAAAACCUUUUCAAAAA